Molecule: messenger RNA, 162 nt
Organism: Trichophyton benhamiae CBS 112371
Lineage: Eukaryota; Fungi; Ascomycota; Eurotiomycetes; Onygenales; Arthrodermataceae
Exons: 1
Coding region: 1-162 (53 amino acids)
Source: RefSeq, a predicted model, not a curated record
AUGUCUGUAACGAGUGACCGAGUCGUCUUCUUCUUCUUCUUCUGCGUCUUCUGCGUCUUCCGUCGUCCUUUUCUUGCUGUUUCUUCGCAGCAAAAGAAGCAAAAGGAGAAGAAAAAAAAAAAUCAUCCAAAAGCGGAAAAAGUGAGACAGCAGGAAGGAUGA